Messenger RNA from Selaginella moellendorffii, 3552 nucleotides. Its product is annotated as mediator of RNA polymerase II transcription subunit 15a. NCBI's taxonomy places the organism in Eukaryota, Viridiplantae, Streptophyta, Lycopodiopsida, Selaginellales, Selaginellaceae. Gene Ontology annotation, molecular function: transcription coactivator activity; chromatin DNA binding. Gene Ontology annotation, biological process: regulation of DNA-templated transcription. The coding region runs from base 34 to 3351 and encodes 1105 amino acids. The transcript has 10 exons. The record is from RefSeq and is a predicted model, not a curated record.
GCGAGCUAGCUAGGGUUUGAGAAGACGAGGGCAAUGGAUUGGCGUAGUGGCCUAUGCUCCGAUGCGCGGAAUAAGAUCGUCAAGAGAAUAAUGGACACGCUCCAGAAGCAUAUGCCACACAAUCCGCCCGACGGCAUGAACGAGCUGCUCAAGAUCGCAUGCCGCUUCGAGGAGAAGAUUUACAUGACGGCGACGGAUCAGCAAGACUAUCUCCGGAGGAUAUCCAUGAAGAUGCUCUCGCUAGAGAAUAAGUCGUCCCAGAACAACAGCAACGCUCCCCCGUCAAAUCCGUCGGAUGCUUCUCAGAUGGUUUCUGGGACUUCGUCUCUCAUGGGUUCUCAGCAGCCAGGGCUCCAGCAGCAGCAGCAGCCCCAGCAAAUCCAGCAGCAGCAGCAGCAGCCGCCUCAGCAACCUCAAAUCCAGCAGCAGCUCCAGCAACAAAUCCAGCAACAGCAGCAGCAGCCCCAGCAACAGCAGCAGCAAAUCCAGCAGCAGCAACCACAGCAACAACAACUCCAACAGCAGCAGCAGCAGCAGCAGCAAUUACAGAUGAGACAAGCUCAAGGUCAAGCUCAAGUCCCGCAAAGUUUUGGCAACAACAUCCAACUGAGUGGUCAAGUCAGACCACAUCAGUCUUUGCAAGGGAAUCCCAUUGCGGCCUUGCCAGCACACCUGCAAGGACAACAAGCAAGCCUUGCCGGUCUCGGCCAGAAUUCAGCUGCCAUGAGAAUGAUGCAAGCUCGUCAAACUCAAGUGCAGCCACAGCAGCAGCAGCAGCAACAACAACAACAGCAGCAACAACAGCCUCAACAACAACCACAGCAUCAGCAACAACAACAACAGCCUCAAUCUUCACAACCUCCGCAUGUUGCUUCUCAGCAGAUGCUUUACCGGAUGCAUAUGAAGCAAAAGCAACCCGGCUUGCAACAGCAGCAGCAACCGACGAGUAUGGUUCUAAAACCUUCUGGGAUUAAUUCGCAGCAAAGUCUACUUCCGCAACAGCAGCAACAGCAGCCGCAACAGCAGCCGCCCGUGACCCUGUUGCAGCACCAUCAACAGCAGCAGCAGCAACAACAGCAGCUACCACCAUUGCAACAGCAGCAACAACAACAACAGCCACAGCUAGCUGGACUUUCUCAGCCUCAGUCAAAUAUGUCUCAGCAUCAACCAAGCUUGAUGCAACAGCAGCAACAACCGUACAUGCAGCAGCAACAGCAGCAGCCGAGUGCUCAAGCUUUGCACCAGCAGCAGCUCUUGAGCAGUGGCCAGCAGAUGCUUCAGCAACAAAUGCUUCAGCCGAAGCAGCAACAAGCACUGCCGCAGCAAAAUCAACCCCUCGGGAUGAUGCAACAACGUGCCGUGUCCGAAGCUUCCUCAGCUUCAGUUGAUUCGGGUCAGACAGCUCAGUCCGCUACCAUCGACCAACAAGAGACGGUGUGGAACAAGCUGCAAAACCUCAAGGACAAGUAUUUACCUGACAUGAACGAUCUUCGGAACAUGCUUGUUGCACGAAGUCAACAGUCAAUGCCCGCAGAUCAGCUGCAGAAGCUGAAUCAUUACAAGGACGUGUUAAGCCGAAUGAUUCCAUAUUUAUCUGCCUCGAGGACCAACCUUCCAAAGGAGUUCAGGCUAGACAAGCUAGAAGCCUUCGAGAAACAAAUUGUGAGUAUUAUGGAGACUUUUAAGAAGCGUAAGCUCCCUCAGCAACAGCAGCAGCAGCAAGUGCAACUUCAGCAGCAGCAGCACCAGCAGCAAGGAAUGCUUGGCGGUCAGAUUUCGUCCGUGCAGCAUCCGCCUGUCACAAUUCCGGGGCAGAAUACUGCUCAGCCCAACAUGAUGCACAGUCUAAAUCCUCUCCAGCAGCAGCAGCAGCAGCAGCAUGUGUUUAAGCAAGAUCUUCUACAGCAGCAGCAGAUGAAGAGAAUCCAACUGGCUCAGCAGCAGCAGCAAAAGUUGCAGCAAGCUUCCAACCUCGUCCUUCCUCUGCAGCAGCAACAACACCAGCAGCAACAAAUGCAGGAGGAUUCGAAGAUGGAUAUCCGAAGAAUGAUGGCGACUAAGCGAGUGCAGCAGCAGCAGCAGAACCAGCUGAAUCAGAUGAAAGUUGGAUCGCCUCAGCUGACUUCAUCUCCCCAGAUUCUGCAAGCUCCAUCGCCUCAACUGGCCCAGCAACUGUCACCGCAGAUAGACCAGCAGCAUGCUCAAGGUUUAACUACCGUCAAAGUUGGCACGCCUUUGCAAGCGGCGACACCACCGUUUAUGACUCCCUCUCCGUUGCUUCCGGUUGCUUCGCCACCAAUCGAGGACGCCGAGCAUAAAGCGGCUACUUCCGCUGUGUCCUCGAUAACGAGCUCCCAGCCGAUUGGCUACAACCAGUCCACCGCAACUCCAGUGAUUGGCACACCAGGCAUUUCGGCGUCACCUUUCUUGGAGUUUUCCCCGAGUCCUGCUCAAGUCGCUGGCUCGCAGGAUCCAGCGCCCGGGACUCCAUUUGGCCAGAAGGGCCUCGAUCCUUUGGAGAGGCUUCUUAAGAUCGUUAGCACGAUCUCUCCAAAAGCUCUCAGCGCAGGCGUGAGGGAAAUGAGAUCUGUCGUGAACUUGUCCGACAAGCUUGCGGCCUCAGCACCCGGCCCUGGUUGCAGAGCAGCUGUCGGGGAGGACUUGGCUGCAUUGACAAAGAGUCGUCAGCAAUCUAGAGCUUUGGCAUCAACGCAGGAAGGUCCAGCAGCUGCGAAGAAGGUCAAGCGUCAGCUCGAUUCCAUUGCGCUGACACUAAUCUCCUCGGAUGGAAGCGUUGUGAACAGUCUCCACAAAGGGGACGAGGCCGACCUUGAGUCAUCCGUCACAUCCGGGUGGAAGAGUCAAAAACUUGAGAUAAGUUAUGUCCUGGAGCAAGAAAUUCGCGACACGAAUGACCACCUCAUCGACACCGUCGUGGAUAUCAGUGAGGAUGGGACUGAGGAAGCAGCCUCCGAAGGCAAGGAAGGUCUUGUUCUUACAUUUUCGUACAACGGCCUUGAGAUUCCAGAAACGAUACAUCACAUGGCCGUUUUGUCACCGCUACGAGUACUCGUCCCUCCAACUUAUCCAAAGACUCCUCCGCUUCUAAUGUCCGACAAUUUUGAUCCAAACUCCAAUCACUUGCUGUCAGUGGUGGCUAGAGACUCGUUUGCCAGGGCGGUGAGGCUCGGUAAUUACACCCACCCUCUCACGAUCAAAGCCAUGGCCAGAGCAUGGGACGAGUGUGCUCGAAAGGUUGUCUCGGAGGCGAUUUACGGCAGCAGCGGUAGCAGCAACGGUGGUCCUUUCCUAAGCAGCAUCGGCGUUUGGGAGAACUGCGUAGCAACUUAGCUUCACGACAGUGUUAAUACAAGACGAGGUAGUGGAAGGUAAUUCGCGGAGUAAUGUAAGUUUGCUGCUAUAUAUACAGGUAUUUAUGCUAGAGCAAAGCCAGGGCGUCGUGUUGACUCAUUCGCGAAGCGCGAGAAACGCGCUUCGUUGGCGUGAACAGCUGAUGUUGUUGACUAGAGAAAUUACACAUACUUUUGGAUC